CAGCUGAUUACAGGGUAUGGUAAUUGGCCAAUCACGGCACCCUUUUACCACGUGAUCAGCUGUGUCCAAUGACACAGCAAUCACUGGGUAAAUAUAGUUGCCAGUUAUCGACAGCACUUUCCUCACGCUUUCACAGCCAGUGCCACCCACCUGUGCCACUCAGGAGUGCCGCCCACCUGUGUCCAGCAGUGCCACCUACCUGUGCCACUCAGGAGUGCCACCCACCUGUGCCCAGCAGUUCCACCCAUCAGUGCUGCCCAUUAGUGCCACCUAUCAGUGCAGCUCAUCAGUGCCGCCUAUCAGUGCCUCCUAUCAGUGCCCAUCAGUACUGCCUAUUCAUGCCACCUCAUCAGUGCCCAUCAGUGCUGCCUAUCCAUGCCCAUCAGUGCUGCCUAUAAAUGCCCAUCAGUG
Staurois parvus is the source of this 411-nucleotide messenger RNA. The record is from the annotation of a GenBank genome assembly. NCBI's taxonomy places the organism in Eukaryota, Metazoa, Chordata, Amphibia, Anura, Ranidae.